CGGGGCGGGAAGCGGCCGCUCGGCGUCUGCCGCGGCUGGAUGCCGGAGUUCCCCUGCCUGCAGGCGGAGCAGGGCGGGCAGCCCUUAUCCUCGCACGGGAGCGUUUCAUGGGGCGCAGAUGCAGCGCUCUGGACGUGGUGCCCACUGAGCACCUCACGUCCUGGAAACCGCCGCCUCCAACCACCGCUCCCGGUAAACCACCAUGCCUGCCCCGUGCCAAGAUGCAAGUAUGGACAUAACAGCCUAUGAUGAUUCCUCCAGUCCCCCGCGUCAGAGACAUUGAGCGGAAGCCUGAGUACCUGCGGCCGGAGCAGUGCGUGCCGCCCGCCAGCCGCGCGGCGCCCGCAGCCAUGUGGUUCAUCCGGGACGGCUGCGGCAUCGCCUGUGCUGUCGUCACCUGGAUGCUGGUCUUCUAUGCCGACUUCGUGGUCCUCCUUGUCAUGCUAGUUCCAUCCAGAGACUAUGUCUAUAGCACCAUCAACGGCACACUCUUCAACACCUUGGCUUUCCUGGCCCUGGCUUCGCAUUGCCGGGCCAUGCUGACAGACCCAGGUGCCGUACCCAAAGGCAAUGCCACAAAGGAGUUCAUUGAGAGUUUACAGCUAAAGCCAGGACAAGUGGUUUACAAGUGCCCAAAAUGCUGUAGCAUCAAACCUGACAGAGCACAUCACUGCAGUGUUUGCAAGAGGUGCAUUCGGAAGAUGGACCAUCACUGCCCCUGGGUCAACAACUGCGUGGGAGAGAACAACCAGAAGUACUUUGUACUGUUUACAAUGUAUAUAGCACUGAUUUCCCUGCACGCUCUGAUCAUGGUGGGAUUUCACUUCUUGUACUGCUUUGAAGAGGACUGGACAAAGUGCAGUUCCUUCUCUCCACCGACCACGGUCAUCCUCCUCAUCCUCCUGUGCUUUGAGGCCCUCCUGUUUCUCAUCUUCACCUCGGUGAUGUUUGGGACUCAAGUCCACUCCAUUUGCACUGACGAAACGGGUAUUGAGCGCCUUAAGAAUCAGAAGCCAACCUGGGAGCAGACCAGCGGCUGGGAAGGAAUGAAGCUGGCCUUUGGUGGUGCCUUCUCCCCGGGCUGGUUCAGCCCCUUCUCGGGGCUGAGCUGCACAGGCUCCGCGCCGGCCGAAGCGGCGCCAGCAGCUCCUGCCUCUGCCAUCCUGACCCAGGAGGAGAUCGAGCAGCUCCUGGCUCGGGACGUGGCCGUCCAGGUGUUCCCUGAGUAAGCCCAGGGUCCUCUGCCUGUGGGAGCAGCUCCCAGGGGCUUGUUUUUAGUGACUACUUGUGCUGGAGGUGGCAGAGGCUGGUUUUUAACUCCUUUUGGUGCACUAAACAACUGGGGAGCGCUGCUCUGGCAGGCAGGAGCGAUGCAGUGCCCCAGGGGAUGCUCGGGCAGCAGUGGGAUCCAGAAGCUCCCCUCCAGACCCUCAGCAGCUGCUUUCUUGAGCUCUUCUUACUCGGCCUGUAAGGAAGCUUUACAACUGUUGGGUAGCUUGGUCCCGGCUGUGCUGUCCUGAGGAGUCUGCUCUGCCCACACAGGUGAGCUGAGCUCUGGAGUCUGCCUGUGCAGCUCACUCAAGGGUGCUGCUCCUGUGUCAGGAGAGCUGCUGGUGCUGAGGCCGUGGCAGAGGGGGGCUGUGGGGCUGUGGCCGCAGUAGGGGGGCCAGCUUGUGCAAUUCCUUUAGGAUCUGCAGUAUUCCAAAGGUAACUUUUAGCUCUCUGUGCCCAUGAGGCUGCCCAGGUACCAUGGUUGCUGGUGUGCUGGCAGGCACAUUCAGCUGGGCUCAGUGCAGCUGGCAGUGGGCAGGCAGUGGCUGGGCUGUGGUGCUGCCGGCGGCAGGGAGCUUCGCUCCGGGGCUGCACAGCCUGCAGUGGCUGCCUGGCUGAGCUCUUGGGCUGAAGCUGGUCCAGCCCAGCCGCUGGGUCAGAGAGGAGAGGGAGACAGGAGCCUGCUGCUGGUGGAGGUCCUGGCUCAUCUGAGUCAGAGGUCUCUCUUUUGCUUGAUAGCUGCAGGUAGCUGAGUGUGGACAUUGCCUCUUCCUCACUGGAGCGUGGCACUGCCCUCUCACUUCUGGCCCAGUGUCCUUGCACAGCUUUUGCUCCUGGUGAAGCUGCAGAAGGAGCAAGACCUUCGUAUAGUUCUGAGACUGGGUUCCAGCUGCUUUUAACUCCUGUCCUCUCCCUUAACUGUCAGUAAAUCUUGUAGGGUUUUGGCGAUGCGCUCCUGGGUUCCUGCCCCCGGGACAUGCUUGGCUUUAUCUGCCCCUCCUCUGGAACACAGACCAAAGACAAUGGUGAGGAAGGAGUUGUGGGGAAGCAGGCAGAGUUUUGUGAAGACCUGGGUGUAGGUUUUGGUGUUUAUAGAAGCAAAACCAAAUGGAAGUUGCGCAAGGUUUAUUUUUUAUCUCCCCUUCCCUCCCAGAGAGCAUCUCCAUGCAGAUGCAUUCAGGGUGACACUCAGGACUGCUGCUGUGGGCUGCUGGAGCUGUCCUCUGCCCCAGCAUCCUGCUUUCUGGCAAAGGGCCUGGAACAAGUGGAGUGCUGGGACUAGAACCCAGCAGCUAUCUCCAAAGCCUCCUCCCACCCCCUGCUGUCGCCUCUGUGGGUGAGAAGGUUUCCAAAGACUCACUAGGAACUGGGUUUUAAUAAAGGCCUUUUAGGGCAAAGGAAGAGGCCUGGGCAGAGCUGCAGGGAUGGUGAAGGGGCUAAAGGGAGAGUGCCCUUCCAGCUCAUCUGCUCUGAUCAUGCCUUGCUGCUCAGCCUCUGCAGCCAGGUAACGUCCUGGCUGCUGGUCCUGAAAAUCACCUGGAGGCAGGAGUGUGGGACUGAGAGUCAAGGUUUGGUGAUGCUUCAUAGGCCCCAGUCCCCUUGUAGGCUUGGAGACAGACAGCAGGUUUCCUCCUGCUGGCAAGCUGCUGCACCUUGGCAUGGGCACAGGCAGCCUUGGCUUCUGCAUCCCACCUCGGGCUGCUCCAUGAAUAGCUGAAACAGAGCAGUGGUGUGGAGAGGAGGCUGGCAGCCAGACCAGGCAGCUCCCCUCCUCCCACAGCACAGCCAGGUACCAGUGAGAGGUGGGGACAAGGCCCUGUGUCCCAUGCAGAGCUGUGGGCAGCCAGCCAGCCUUGGCUCCAGUGGCCACAAGCCUUGGCACAGCAGCAAGUGAGUUCUGCUGCUGGCUGUGGGUCUUGUUCCCCUCUUCUAUGCAGGGAUUUGUGUCCCCCAGAUGCCUUUUGCUGUCUGUAACUCCUCUUUGUGCCUCCAGCUGCUGCUGCACUUACUAAAGGACUAAUUCUUACCUGCUGAGGACCACCUGCUCCUCACCUCCCUGCAGGCACCGUGCACAGGGCCCCUGUGCCCCUGCAGAGCAGCACUCCGACUGCCUGACGUGCGGCUGCAGCUGAUCUGGCAGGGAUGUGGGACACCAGGGUGCUGUGGGCAGAGGAUCGCAGGGGCUAGGGGAGCCUGACCCUCUCUGGGGGCCCAGCAGCUGCCUGGGCACUCUCCUGGGGGUCCCUGUCCUCUGUGAAUACCAGGCAGGGAGUGGCCAAAGCCUUCGUGCAGGCUGGCAGAGCGCCAGGUGUAACCUCCCCUUCCUGUGGCCACCCUGCAGACCCUGGCCGAGGAUUUGCCUCUCAAUAAACAGCUCCUGCACUGCU
Pogoniulus pusillus (Red-fronted tinkerbird) is the source of this 3659-nucleotide messenger RNA. It is a transcript of the gene ZDHHC3, whose product is annotated as zinc finger DHHC-type palmitoyltransferase 3. The transcript is spliced from 7 exons. Bases 246 to 1229 code for a protein of 327 amino acids. NCBI's taxonomy places the organism in Eukaryota, Metazoa, Chordata, Aves, Piciformes, Lybiidae. The record is from RefSeq and is a predicted model, not a curated record. Gene Ontology annotation, molecular function: palmitoyltransferase activity.